Peromyscus californicus insignis is the source of this 7740-nucleotide messenger RNA. RefSeq names its product laminin subunit gamma 1 (gene Lamc1). Lineage: Eukaryota; Metazoa; Chordata; Mammalia; Rodentia; Cricetidae. Gene Ontology annotation, molecular function: extracellular matrix structural constituent. The transcript has 28 exons. Bases 283 to 5106 code for a protein of 1607 amino acids. The record is from RefSeq and is a predicted model, not a curated record.
CCAGAUCCCACCCCACCCGGCAGACCCCACCCCCUGCUCCUUCCUCCCGGGGCGCGCUCUCGGGUGCGCGCUCGGAAGUCGGGGGUCGGCGCACAGUGCGAGCUGCACACCGGGAGGCAGCGGAGGCAGCGCGCGGUCUUCGCCUCGGACGCCCACCCAUCGGCUCCGCGCCCGGUUCUCGGCCGCCAGUCCGGUCCACAGCCCGGCCUCGACCCGCAGCGGAGGAAGAGAGAGCAGCGCGGCCACCCCCAGCCUUUUCGCCGAGGGCCCGAGCGUGGUGGGAUGACGGGCGGCGGGCGGGCCGAGCUGGCCCUGCGGCCCCGGGGGCGGCUGUGGCCGCUGCUGGCUGUGCUGGCGGCUGCGGCGGGCUGUGUCCGGGCGGCCAUGGACGAGUGCGCGGAUGAGGGCGGCCGGCCGCAGCGCUGCAUGCCGGAGUUUGUGAAUGCCGCCUUCAACGUGACCGUGGUGGCUACCAACACGUGUGGGACUCCGCCCGAGGAGUACUGCGUGCAGACUGGGGUGACCGGAGUCACCAAGUCCUGUCACCUGUGCGACGCCGGCCAGCUCCACCUGCAGCACGGGGCAGCCUUCCUGACCGACUACAACAACCAGGCCGACACCACCUGGUGGCAAAGCCAGACCAUGCUGGCCGGGGUGCAGUACCCCAACUCCAUCAACCUCACGCUGCACCUGGGAAAGGCUUUUGACAUCACCUACGUGCGCCUCAAGUUCCACACCAGCCGCCCAGAGAGCUUCGCCGUCUAUAAGCGCACUCGGGAGGAUGGACCCUGGAUUCCUUACCAGUACUACAGUGGCUCCUGUGAGAAUACCUACUCAAAGGCCAACCGAGGCUUCAUCAGGACAGGAGGGGACGAGCAGCAGGCUUUGUGUACUGACGAGUUCAGUGACAUUUCCCCCCUCACCGGGGGCAACGUGGCCUUUUCCACCCUGGAAGGAAGGCCAAGUGCUUACAACUUUGACAACAGCCCCGUGCUGCAGGAGUGGGUAACUGCUACUGACAUCAGAGUAACACUCAAUCGCCUAAACACUUUUGGAGAUGAAGUGUUUAACGACCCCAAAGUUCUCAAGUCCUAUUAUUAUGCAAUCUCAGACUUCGCUGUGGGCGGCAGGUGUAAGUGUAAUGGACAUGCCAGUGAGUGUGUAAAGAAUGAAUUUGACAAGCUGGUGUGCAAUUGCAAACACAACACCUAUGGAGUGGACUGUGAAAAGUGCCUGCCUUUCUUCAAUGACCGGCCGUGGAGGAGGGCCACGGCCGAGAGCGCCAGCGAAUGCCUACCCUGUGACUGCAAUGGCCGAUCCCAGGAAUGCUACUUUGACCCUGAACUAUACCGUUCAACUGGACAUGGUGGCCACUGUACCAACUGCCGGGAUAAUACAGACGGUGCCAAGUGUGAGAGGUGCCGAGAAAACUUCUUCCGCCUUGGGAACACUGAAGCCUGCUCUCCAUGCCACUGCAGUCCUGUUGGUUCUCUCAGCACACAGUGUGACAGUUACGGCAGAUGCAGCUGUAAGCCGGGAGUGAUGGGCGACAAGUGUGACCGUUGCCAGCCUGGAUUCCAUUCCCUCACUGAGGCAGGAUGCAGGCCAUGCUCCUGUAAUCCUUCCGGCAGCACGGAUGAGUGUAACGUUGAAACAGGAAGAUGUGUUUGCAAAGACAAUGUUGAAGGCUUCAGCUGUGAGAGAUGCAAGCCUGGAUUUUUUAAUCUGGAAUCCUCUAAUCCUAAGGGUUGCACACCCUGCUUCUGCUUUGGGCAUUCUUCUGUGUGCACAAAUGCUGUUGGCUACAGUGUUUAUGACAUCUCCUCCACCUUUCAGAUCGAUGAGGAUGGGUGGCGUGUGGAACAGAGGGAUGGCUCGGAGGCGUCUCUUGAGUGGUCCUCAGACAGACAGGAUAUUGCUGUGAUCUCGGACAGUUACUUUCCUAGGUAUUUCAUCGCCCCUGCGAAGUUCCUGGGCAACCAGCUUCUGAGUUACGGACAGAACCUCUCCUUCUCCUUCCGAGUGGACAGACGGGACACUCGCCUCUCUGCAGAAGAUCUCGUGCUUGAGGGAGCUGGCUUGAGAGUGUCCGUGCCCUUGAUUGCUCAGGGCAAUUCCUACCCUAGCGAGACCACUGUGAAGUACAUCUUCAGGCUCCAUGAAGCCACAGAUUACCCUUGGAGGCCCACUCUUUCCCCCUUUGAAUUUCAGAAGCUCCUAAACAACUUGACCUCUAUCAAGAUCCGUGGCACCUACAGUGAGAGGAGCGCCGGAUAUUUGGAUGAUGUCACCUUGGCAAGUGCUCGUCCUGGGCCUGGAGUUCCUGCGACUUGGGUGGAGUCCUGCACCUGCCCAGUGGGGUACGGAGGGCAGUUCUGUGAGAUGUGCGUCUCGGGCUACAGAAGAGAAACUCCGAGUCUUGGACCUUACAGUCCGUGUGUGCUCUGUACCUGCAAUGGACACAGUGAGACCUGCGACCCCGAGACAGGUGUCUGUGCCUGCAGAGACAAUACCGACGGCCCCCACUGUGAGAAGUGUGGCGACGGGUACUAUGGAGAUUCCACCCUGGGCACCUCCUCUGACUGCCAGCCUUGUCCCUGUCCUGGUGGCUCAAGUUGUGCCAUUGUCCCCAAGACAAAGGAAGUGGUGUGCACUCACUGUCCGACUGGCACCGCUGGCAAGCGGUGUGAGCUCUGCGAUGACGGCUACUUUGGAGACCCUCUGGGCAGCAAUGGGCCCGUGCGACUGUGCCGCCCAUGCCAGUGUAACGACAACAUAGACCUCAACGCGGUUGGCAACUGCGACCGCCUGACGGGGGAGUGUCUCAAGUGCAUCUACAACACGGCCGGCUUUUACUGCGACCGCUGCAGAGAAGGCUUUUUCGGCAAUCCCCUGGCUCCCAACCCGACAGACAAGUGCAAAGCCUGCGCCUGCAAUCCCUACGGCACAGCGCAGCAGCAGAGCAACUGCAACCCCGUGACCGGGCAGUGCGAGUGUCUGCCUCACGUGUCGGGCCGGGACUGUGGUGCUUGCGACCCUGGCUUCUACAACCUGCACAGUGGCCAAGGCUGUGAGAGGUGUGACUGCCACGCUUUGGGUUCCACCAAUGGGCAGUGUGACAUCCGCACUGGUCAGUGUGAAUGCCAGCCUGGCAUCACUGGUCAGCACUGUGAGCGCUGUGAGACCAACCACUUCGGAUUUGGACCCGAAGGCUGCAAACCUUGUGACUGUCAUCACGAAGGCUCCCUUUCGCUCCAGUGUAAAGACGAUGGCCGCUGUGAAUGCAGGGAAGGCUUUGUGGGGGAUCGCUGUGACCGGUGUGAGGAAAACUAUUUCUACAACCGGUCCUGGCCUGGCUGCCAGGAGUGCCCAGCCUGUUACCGGCUGGUGAAGGAUAAGGUUGCUGAGCACCGAGUGAAACUCCAGGAGUUAGAGAGCCUCAUAGCAAACCUCGGCACUGGGGAUGAGAUGGUGACGGACCAAGCCUUUGAGGAUAGACUGAAGGAGGCAGAGAGAGAGGUUACCGACCUCCUUCGUGAGGCUCAGGAUGUCAAAGAUGUAGAUCAAAAUUUGAUGGAUCGCCUUCAGAGAGUGAAUAGCAGUCUGCAUAGCCAAAUUAGCCGACUGCAGAAUAUCCGGAAUACUAUAGAAGAGACCGGGAUCUUGGCUGAACAGGCACGGACCCGAGUGGAGAGCACAGAGCAGCUCAUUGAGAUUGCCUCCAGGGAGCUUGAGAAAGCAAAAAUGGCUGCUGCCAAUGUGUCGAUCACUCAGCCAGAGUCUGCAGGGGAACCGAACAACAUGACCCUCUUGGCCGAAGAGGCCCGAAGGCUGGCAGAGCGCCAUAAGCAGGAAGCUGAUGACAUUGUCCGAGUGGCAAAGACAGCCAAUGAGACGUCGACCGAGGCCUAUAACCUGCUCCUGAGGACCCUGGAAGGAGAGAAUCAAACCACAUUGGAGAUCGAAGAGCUCAACAGGAAGUAUGAACAAGCAAAGAACAUCUCUGAGGACCUGGAGAAGCAGGCUGCCCGAGUCCAUGAGGAAGCCAAGAGGGCAGGUGACAGAGCUGUGGAGAUCUACGCCAGUGUGGCCCAGCUGACCCCUGUGGACUCCGAGGCGCUGGAGAAUGAAGCAAAUAAAAUCAAGAAAGAAGCUGCGGAUCUGGACCGUCUAAUUGACCAGAAGCUAAAGGAUUAUGAGGACCUUAGGGAAGAUAUGAGGGGGAAGGAACAGGAAGUAAAGAACCUUCUAGAGAAAGGAAAAGCUGAACAGCAGACAGCCGACCAACUCCUAGCUCGAGCUGACGCUGCCAAGGCUCUUGCUGAAGAAGCUGCUAAAAAGGGACGCAAUACCUUACAAGAGGCCAAUGACAUUCUCAACAACCUCAAAGAUUUUGAUAGACGCGUGAAUGAUAACAAGACAGCUGCAGAGGAGGCUCUGCGGAGGAUCCCCGCCAUCAACCGGACCAUAGCUGAGGCCAACGAGAAGACAAGGGAGGCACAGCUGGCUCUGGGCAAUGCUGCAGCCGACGCCACCGAGGCCAAAAACAAAGCCCACGAGGCGGAGAGGAUCGCCAGCGCUGUGCAGAAGAAUGCCACCAGCACCAAGGCCGACGCCGAAAGAACCUUUGCCGAAGUUACAGAUCUGGAUAACGAGGUGAACACUAUGUUGAGGCAGCUAGAGGAAGCAGAGAACGAGCUGAAGAGGAAACAAGACGAUGCCGACCAGGACAUGAUGAUGGCGGGGAUGGCUUCACAGGCUGCUCAGGAAGCUGAGCUCAAUGCCAGAAAAGCCAAGAACUCUGUGAGCAGCCUCCUCAGCCAGCUGACUGACCUCUUGGAGCAGCUGGGACAGCUGGACACAGUAGACCUCAACAAGCUCAAUGAGAUCGAAGGCACCCUGAGCAAAGCCAAAGAGGAGAUGAAGGCCAGCGACCUGGACAGGAAGGUGUCUGACCUGGAGAAGGAAGCCCGGAAGCAGGAGGCGGCCAUCAUGGACUAUAACCGAGACAUAGAAGAGAUCAUAAAGGACAUUCACAACCUGGAGGACAUCAAGAAGACCCUACCAUCCGGCUGCUUCAACACCCCGUCCAUUGAGAAGCCCUAGUGACGGGAGGGCUGCCAGGCAGGGCCCCCCGAGAGGGGAGCCCUGUGUGGCCACAGUGCCUUGACACAAAGAUUACACUUUUCAGACCCCCCACUUCUCUGCUGCUCUCCAUCACUGUCCUUUUGAACCAAGAAAAGUCAGAGUUUAAAGAGAAGCAAGUUCAACAUCCUGAACCAGGAACAAAGGAUUUUGCCUAAUAAAGUCUCUCUUCCACUCAUGUUAACACCUUACCCAAGCUUUCCCUCGUUUGCCUGAGGUCACGGCAUCCUCCAGUGGCAUACCCACGUCAUGUGAACCUUUUUAUGCCAGGGCAGACCCCCGCCCCCUUCUCAACACCAGCGGAACCUAUCUCAGUUCUCAUAUUUCUAUGAAGGAAACGUUUGCCUCCUCACUGUAGCAUAGAGAUGGCCAGUAUGUCCCAUCUAUGGGUAAAGAAAAUGCCUCUGCAUCUUCAGCCUCCUCUUUUAAACAAUAGGAAAUAAACAUCCUGUGCCAAAGGUAUUGGUCAUUUAGAAUGCUGGUAGCCAUCCAUCAGCCAUGCUAGCUGUUUGAGUACAGGACCCUGAGCCAUCAUGGGUAAGAGUGCAGUUCUGUACGGGUCUCCCAGAGAAUAUGGCUCAAAGACACUUAGGAUUUUCUCCUAUAUUAGUUGACCAGGAAGAUACACUUUUUUCAAAUCCUUAGGCAGCUGAUAAAAAGUCUGGAUGGGCAGCUUGCACUCACCACUACGUAGAUAGCUUUUGAUAUUUUUAUAAAUGAGACAGUGCAGAAGGAACAGGGAUGUGAUAACCACCAAAGUUGUUGUGUUUUUUUUUCCGAGUCUAACUAAUUCUUCGAGCUUUGUUAGUGUGUUAGUCUUGGAACUAGUGGUAAGAUACCCGUCAGACGGUUGGUCUCUAAGAUCCUGACCACUGAAAGAAAAGCAAAUCUCUCUUUCCCCGUAUUUUCUGGAAAAUGGAUGACACUGAGAUGUAUCGUUGGAUUCCAUGUGUACAUUUCUUUUUCUCUGUUGGAGAGAGAUGUAAUAUUUGGCCCUUAGCGCGAAUUCUCUAAAUGUUUCCAUUUUUCUAAAACUCUUCAAAAGACGACGUUGUUUCCAGAUCCCGGUGGCAAUGCUGAGGCUCCGUUCUUCAUUCACACAGCCGCCAGCACCAGCUAGUUCCUGCGCUCCGUGCCUCCGCCCACUCUCAGCCUGCCCUCGGUGUGGAGCGGGAAGAACCUUGUGCGGAAAGGCAUUUCCUCUUAGGCUUCUCAACCUCUGAUCCUCAGCUCUGUGGUUUUCUUACGGCCAGACUGUGACAGUUCCCGGCCACGCCCCCGUCCUCCUCCCUCCCUGCCUCUGAGAUUCAUAUAUAGCCUUUAACACUAUGCAAUUUUGUACUUUGCGUAGCGGGGGGAAAGAAAUUAUUAUCUGACACACUGGUGCUAUUAAUUAUUUGAAAUUUAUAUUUUUUGUGUGAAUGGUUUUUGUGUAUCGUGAUCAUAGAGUAAGGAGUUUAUGUAAAUGUUCCCAGUCCUGCUAGGGUGGCGCUGUCAGUUCACCUCGUUGCUCGGUUUUCCCUUGCUAGCACAGGCAGCCCGUGCACCCCCUUCCUUCCCACCAUCUUCCGAGUCAUGCCCCUGCCCCAGCGUCUUGCUCCGCCUCGUGUUUGCAGCGCCUUCCUUCGUUGUCUGGCCGGGAUCUCAGCCUGCUCACCUCCACAGCCAGACCCAAGGGGGCACUCCGGCCUCUCCGCUGCGGCCCUGAUCAUCUGAGCGGCCGCCCCCGACAGUCACCGGGCCGACAGGGUAAAGUAGGUAGGACAGUUCACUGAUGGGACUCUCCCACACCGUGGUGGAAACGUGUCUCCUGGCCGUUCUUGAACGGGAUGGGUCAGUUUUGUAAGGGGAUGACUGAGCACUUGAGGGUGCCAGGCUCGGCUACUGGUGACCGCGGGAGGAGACGCUGAGUGCAGUCUGUCUCCAUCUCUGGUGGGCGAACGGAGACCCGCACCCCUGAGGGUCCACUCUUGCCCCUCCCAGGUCUUUUCUGCUCCUGCAGAGGCAUGGCUCUUCCUCCCCACGUUCAGUGCUGAUUGGCUAGUUCCUCUAGUGCAGUGCUCGCCACCUUAACAUACGCGUUUGGUCACAGUUGCAGGAAAAUGUCUGGAACAGACCAGCAUCAUCCAUUGCGUCGGCUACGCUCCAGCAGGUCUUAGGCCCUGGUAGGGGGGGUGUUGUGUUGGGUUUAUUUGUCCUCUCCAUCUGUGUGGUAUAUUUUUAAACAGAAAUUUAUUUUUAAAAAUGGAAGUUAUUUACAAGAUAAUACCUAUCACAGUCCUGCAGCACAGCCAUUGUUUUAUUGUAUAGUUCCGUAAUCUGUAUUUUAUGUAAUAAAAUGGACAGGAUGGCUGCUGUAAAGUGCGGGGUGUCACACAGAAUAGAUGUUUUACCCCCCCCACCCCACCCCCCCGUGGAAUUUUCCUUUGGAUCCCAACUGUGGCCCUUAUACAUGUGCCUUCACUCUAGCUGCCUUAAUCCCCACAGCCUUCCUCUCUGGGGAGGUUAGCAAAGCGCAACACUUGGCAUUUUUUUAUGUUUAAAAAGAAAACAGUAUUUUAUUUAUAAUAAAAUCUGAAUAUUUGUAACCCUUUA